This is a messenger RNA of Uncinocarpus reesii 1704, 183 nucleotides long. RefSeq lists its product as uncharacterized. The transcript is spliced from 3 exons. Lineage: Eukaryota; Fungi; Ascomycota; Eurotiomycetes; Onygenales; Onygenaceae. The record is from RefSeq and is a predicted model, not a curated record. Bases 1 to 183 code for a protein of 60 amino acids.
AUGGGUCCGCCCGUUUCUUGCUCCUUUUCUUCCCCCACCCAGCUCUCAACCGCGCUGCAAUUCAGCCGGCUACGAAUAAAUAACAAUAAAAUGAUUUGCUGGGUUUCUGUUGGUUCUGGAUCGACGGGAGUUUGGAUCUUGUUCGCCGGGGAUCCAGCUGUGGGGGAGACGCAGAAAGGCUAA